Anopheles stephensi (Asian malaria mosquito) is the source of this 808-nucleotide messenger RNA. RefSeq lists its product as uncharacterized. Lineage: Eukaryota; Metazoa; Arthropoda; Insecta; Diptera; Culicidae. The transcript has 3 exons. Bases 132 to 674 code for a protein of 180 amino acids. The record is from RefSeq and is a predicted model, not a curated record.
CUUUGCUCGUAAUGAGAAAGGGAAAUUGUUGACCACGACAAUUUCUGUACCUCAGUUGUGUUCUGCUCGCGAAAGUACUAACAAUUCAGUCGUUCAAAUAUAAAGCUUCCAGUGAAAUCCAUUACAUCCAAAUGCAUCGUCACACGGCUAUAUUUAUUGGCAGCGUAGCACUGCUACUUAUAGUGCCCAGUGCCAACGGACUUCCUUUGUGGGAUUAUUUUACCGGAGUGGACACUACCGAAGAUAAGGCUGCAGGGAUGGAUACAACCACGAUGGAGCUGAUCGAACCUCGGCAAGAUUACUCCAAACCCUUGCUGCGGUACGAUACGGUGGUUCCAAUAUUGCAGGUUGUUCUAACACCAAUCGGUCGCAUGCUUUGGCCACGUGUUGAGCAAUGGGUUUCGGGACUGUUCGGUGCGUAUCUGGAUAGUGCCAACAGAGCCAUCGACAGCAUCUCACAGUAUGCAACAGAAAACAUUUCCUUCCAGACAGGCGAUGUGUACUACACAAAGAGCGAUAUGAUUGAUGGGCAUGGACACCAGUCUUUAAUUAUCACUCUACCAUCAGGAAGAACAAUAACGGUGUUAACAUUCAAAACGAAAAGUAAAUUCAAUGUAUUUGAAGAGUUUCCACAGCUCUCCGAAACGCAAAAUGAGGUGAGAGAAUUGAAUUGACGCUGGUAGUUACAAACUGCGAGAGUGGAAGUUUUAAAUUAAACUUUAAUAUUUAUAUUCUUCUUGUAUACAAAUUCUUAUGUAAUUAUUUAUUUUGCAAAUGUACAAAUAAAUACAACUAUUAAUUGACCUCA